Molecule: messenger RNA, 753 nt
Organism: Cyprinus carpio (common carp)
Lineage: Eukaryota; Metazoa; Chordata; Actinopteri; Cypriniformes; Cyprinidae
Exons: 5
Coding region: 1-753 (250 amino acids)
Biological process (GO): DNA integration
Molecular function (GO): nucleic acid binding
Source: RefSeq, a predicted model, not a curated record
AUGGAAAGCCAAAUGGGUCAGAAUACGCCCUGGAAUGGGCAAAGGGGAGGCUUCUACAUACUCAGGGCAGCAGAUGAGAUCAUCCAUGAAGUAUCAGAUUUUAUUCAGGAGAUUCAAACUUCUGAACCAAGAGCACAGGAUGACAGCACUGUAUAUCGACCUCCACUGAUUCGUAGUGGAUCCAGAGGUGCACCAUCUUAUGUCAUUACACAGGAUCAGCUGUCAUUUUUGUUGUCUUGUGGCUUCACUGUAAAACAGAUUGCACAAAUUCUACACACCUCCAUAUCCACAGUCAAGCGACGUUUAAGGUGCUUCAAUCUGUUGCAGUCUUCCUCAUACUCAGACAUAUCUGAUGCAGAUUUAGAUGAAAAAAUUAGGGAUCUAGUGGCUGGAAAUGACCAGCUUGGACCAGAGGCAGUUCGAGCACAACUGAGGACAGAAGGAAUUGGGGUUCAGAGGUGCAGAGUGAGGAGCAGUAUGCAUCGUGUCAACCCAAGGGCUGCAGCUCUCAGAGCAAUGUCUCAGCGACUACGUAGAAGGGCCUACCGUGUCACAGGACCUAAUUCUUAUUGGCAUCUUGAUGGAAAUCACAAACUAAUAAGAUGGAGGAUAGUAAUUCAUCGUGCCAUUGAUGGCUACAGUCGGCUUGUCACCUUUCUCCAAGCAUCUAACAACAAUCGCAGCAGCACUGUCAUGAACUGCUUCUUGGAUGCCAUUUCCAAAUAUGGAGUCCCUUCCAGAGUAAGGACUUGA